AUCUAAAUCUCAACCCCACUCUUCGUACAAGCGGAAAGCUCACUCCCUCCCUCCCUCCGUCACCCAAAUUUUCUUUCGUCUCUAUGAAACUUUGAUGCGAUCAGAAGCUUAGCACCUGUUGAACUGGUCGCCGACUCACCGAGUCAACCCGCCACCGUUACUCGGCGAGCUAGCAACAACCUCCUUUGCCGAGCUUCCCAAAGGGCGAAACCCUCCCCGUUUCCAAUUCACUCCAGAUCUGAGUCACUGCGCCGGACCUCUAAUCUCCGAACGCGGGAAUGGCUUCUUCGGAAGCCGAUUCCCGGCUAAGCCAGGUGGUCUCCCCGGCGCUCGAGAAGAUCAUCAAAAACGCUUCGUGGCGCAAGCACUCCAAGCUCGCCCACGAGUGCAAGUCUGUCCUCGAAAAGCUCGCUUCCCCUUCCAAGCCCGAGGCUGAGUCCGAGUCCGAUUCAUCCAUCCCAGGCCCACUCCACGACGGUGGCACCACCGAGUACUCCCUCGCCGAUACCGAGUCCAUCCUCAGCCCGCUCAUCAACGCCGCCAAUUCCGGCGUUCUCAAGAUCGCCGAUCCCGCCGUCGAUUGCAUCCAGAAGCUGAUCGCCCACGGCUACCUCCGCGGCGAGGCCGACCCCACCGGCGGCGACGAGGCCAAGCUCUUGGCCAAGCUGAUCGAGUCCGUCUGCAAAUGCCACGAUUUGGGCGAUGACCAGGUAGAAUUGCUCGUCCUCAAGACGCUUUUGUCGGCGGUGACCUCGAUUCCACUGCGAAUCCACGGGGAUUGCCUCCUCCAGAUCGUGAGAACGUGUUACGAUAUCUACUUGGGGAGCAAAAACGUGGUGAACCAGACGACGGCGAAGGCGUCGUUGAUCCAAAUGCUGGUGAUCGUGUUCCGGAGAAUGGAGGCGGACUCGUCGACGGUGCCGAUUCAGCCGAUUGUGGUGGCGGAACUGAUGGAACCAGUGGAGAAAUCUGAUGCGGACGGGUCCAUGACGAUGUUCGUGCAAGGGUUUAUCACGAAGAUAAUGCAGGACAUUGACGGGGUUCUGAAUCCCGUUUCGCCAGGGACGGUUUCGCUGGGCGGUCACGACGGGGCAUUUGAAACGACGACGUCGGUGGAGACGACGAACCCGGCGGAUUUGUUGGACUCAACGGAUAAAGACAUGUUGGACGCCAAAUAUUGGGAGAUUAGUAUGUAUAAGACGGCAUUGGAGGGGAGGAAGGGCGAGUUGGCGGACGGGGAUGGGGAGAGGGACGAGGAUUUGGAGGUUCAGAUUGGGAAUAAGCUUCGGAGGGACGCGUUUUUGGUGUUCCGGGCCCUCUGCAAGCUGUCGAUGAAGACGCCACCCAAGGAAGCGCUGGCGGAUCCACAGUUGAUGAAGGGAAAGAUUGUGGCGUUGGAGUUGUUGAAGAUUCUGUUGGAGAAUGCCGGGGCUGUGUUUAGGACUAGCGAGAGGUUUUUAGGGGCCAUUAAGCAAUACUUGUGUUUGUCAUUGUUGAAGAACAGCGCUUCAACUCUUAUGAUUGUUUUCCAGCUUUCUUGCUCCAUUUUCAUUAGUCUGGUGUCAAGAUUUAGAGCUGGAUUGAAAGCAGAGAUUGGAGUAUUUUUUCCUAUGAUUGUUCUCAGGGUUUUAGAAAAUGUUGCUCAACCUAAUUUUCAGCAGAAGAUGAUUGUGCUUCGGUUUCUCGAGAAGCUCUGUGUUGAUUCACAAAUCUUGGUAGACAUUUUUAUUAAUUAUGAUUGUGAUGUCAAUUCAUCAAACAUAUUUGAGAGAAUGGUCAAUGGACUUCUUAAAACUGCACAAGGUGUCCCUCCUGGUGUAGCCACCACACUGUUGCCACCACAGGAGGUGACCAUGAAACUUGAAGCUAUGAAGUGCUUAGUGGCUAUUUUGAGAUCAAUGGGAGAUUGGAUGAAUAAACAGUUGCGUAUUCCAGAUCCUCAUUCCACCAAGAAAUUUGAAGCAGCUGAAAACGGCCCUGAAUCUGGAAGUAUUCCCAUAGCAAAUGGAAAUGGGGAUGAGUCUGUUGAAGGGUCAGAUUCUCAUUCUGAAGCUUCUAGUGAGGCUUCUGAAGUUUUGACAAUUGAGCAACGGCGAGCUUACAAGCUGGAACUUCAGGAAGGUAUAUCUCUUUUUAAUCGGAAACCUAAGAAAGGGAUUGAAUUUCUUAUUAAUGCAAACAAGGUGGGCAACUCACCUGAGGAGAUUGCAGCUUUUCUUAAAAAUGCAUCUGGUUUGAAAAAGACUUUAAUAGGUGAUUAUCUAGGAGAAAGGGAAGAGUUAUCACUGAAAGUGAUGCAUGCCUAUGUGGACGCUUUUGACUUUCAAGGUAUGGAGUUUGAUGAAGCAAUCAGGGCCUUUCUUCAAGGCUUUAGGUUGCCUGGUGAGGCACAGAAGAUUGAUCGAAUCAUGGAAAAGUUUGCCGAGUGUUAUUGCAAAUGCAAUCCAAAGGCUUUUAUUAGUGCUGACACAGCCUAUGUCCUUGCUUACUCUGUGAUAUUGCUCAAUACUGAUGCUCAUAACCCUAUGGUGAAGAACAAGAUGUCAGCUGAUGAUUUUAUACGAAACAAUCGUGGCAUAGAUGAUGGAAAAGAUUUACCUGAGGAGUACCUGAGGUCACUCUUCGAACGAAUAUCAAGAAACGAGAUUAAAAUGAAAGAAGAUGAUUUGGCUCCUCAACAGAAACAGUCUAUGAACUCGAACAGACUUCUGGGCUUGGACAGUAUCCUGAAUAUAGUGAUUCGAAAGCGUGGAGAAGACAAAUAUAUGGAAACAAGUGACGAUCUUAUCAGGCACAUGCAAGAACAAUUCAAAGAAAAAGCUCGCAAAUCUGAGUCAGCUUAUUACGCAGCAACAGACGUGGUUAUCCUUAGAUUCAUGAUUGAGGUAUGCUGGGCUCCUAUGUUGGCUGCCUUCAGUGUUCCACUUGACCAAAGUGACGAUGAAGUAGUAAUUGCUUUGUGUCUCGAAGGCUUCCGGUAUGCAAUCCAUGUUACUGCUGUGAUGUCCAUGAAGACUCAUAGAGAUGCUUUUGUGACUUCCCUAGCAAAGUUUACCUCUCUACACUCUCCUACUGAUAUCAAGCAGAAAAACAUAGAUGCAAUUAAGGCAAUAGUUACAAUCGCAGAUGAAGAUGGGAAUUACUUACAAGAAGCUUGGGAGCAUAUCUUGACAUGUGUUUCAAGAUUUGAGCAUCUACAUCUCUUGGGAGAAGGUGCUCCUCCAGAUGCCACGUUUUUUGCUUUUCCUCAGAACGAGUUGGAAAAGUCAAAACAGGCCAAGUCUACCAUCCUUCCUGUCUUGAAAAAAAAGGGACCUGGGAGGAUUCAGUAUGCAGCUUCUGCUGUAAUGAGGGGUUCCUAUGAUAGUGCUGGUAUUGGUAGCAAUGCUUCUGGGGCAGUUACAUCUGAACAGGUGAACAAUUUGGUCUCUAAUUUGAACAUGUUAGAACAAGUUGGUAGCUCUGAAAUGAAUCGCAUUUUCACAAGGAGUCAAAAGCUAAACAGUGAAGCAAUAAUAGACUUCGUCAAGGCCCUUUGUAAGGUCUCUAUGGAGGAAUUGCGAUCUGCAUCUGAUCCACGGGUUUUCAGCCUUACAAAGAUUGUUGAGAUAGCGCACUAUAACAUGAACCGCAUCAGGCUUGUGUGGUCAAGCAUCUGGCAUGUGCUCUCUGAUUUCUUUGUAAACAUUGGCUGUUCAGAAAACCUCUCUAUUGCAAUAUUUGCAAUGGAUUCUUUACGCCAGUUGUCAAUGAAAUUCUUAGAGCGAGAAGAAUUGGCUAAUUAUAAUUUUCAAAAUGAAUUCAUGAAGCCUUUUGUCAUUGUUAUGCGUAAAAGUGGUGCUGUUGAAAUCAGAGAAUUAAUCAUUAGAUGUGUCUCCCAAAUGGUAUUAUCUCGUGUCAACAAUGUCAAAUCUGGAUGGAAGAGCAUGUUCAUGGUCUUCACAACUGCAGCUUAUGAUGACCACAAAAACAUUGUAUUGUUGGCUUUUGAAAUAAUUGAGAAGAUAGUGCGUGACUACUUCCCAUACAUUACCGAGACUGAAACCACCACAUUUACAGAUUGUGUGAAUUGCCUGAUUGCAUUCACCAAUAACAGAUUCAACAAAGACAUUAGCCUCAAUGCCAUCGGUUUUCUUCGGUUCUGUGCAACAAAACUUGCAGAAGGAGAUCUUGGCUCUUCAUCUAGGAAUAAGGAAAAGGAAGCUUUUGCAAGGAUUCCUCCAUCUUCACCUCAAACAGGAAAAGAUGGUAAACAAGAUAACGGAGAGGUGGAUGGUCACCUCUAUUUCUGGUUCCCUUUGUUGGCUGGUUUGUCAGAACUUAGCUUUGACCCUAGGCCUGAGAUCAGGAAGAGUGCGUUACAAGUGUUGUUUGAUACUUUACGCAACCAUGGUCACCAUUUCUCUCUUCCUUUGUGGGAACGCGUGUUUGAAUCAGUCCUAUUUCCAAUUUUUGACUACGUACGCCAUGCAAUUGAUCCUUCUGGAGAAAACUCACCAGGGCAGGGAGCCGAUAGUGAUACAAGUGAGCUUGAUCAAGAUGCAUGGCUUUACGAGACAUGCACAUUGGCCCUCCAACUAGUUGUAGAUCUUUUUGUCAAAUUUUAUAACACCGUCAAUCCACUCUUGAGAAAAGUGCUGUUGCUUCUGGUGAGCUUUAUUAAGCGUCCUCACCAAAGCCUUGCCGGUAUUGGUAUUGCUGCAUUUGUCCGUUUGAUGAGCAAUGCUGGGGAUCUAUUUUCUGAGGAAAAGUGGCUAGAAGUGGCUUUGUCAUUGAAAGAAGCAGCUAGUGCAACAGUUCCUGAUUUCUCUUUCAUUGUCGGUCAACAUUCUUUAUCCAGCCAAAAUAAUGGAGAGUCUUUCGUGUCUGACAUGCCUGAUGAUGAUUCAGAGAGCCUAAGGACACAACAAAUCUAUGCCGCAUUAUCUGAUGCUAAGUGCCGAGCUGCUGUUCAACUUCUACUGAUUCAGGCAGUGGUGGAAAUCUACAACAUGUAUCGCUCUCAUCUUUCAGCCAAAAACACCCUACUCCUCUUUGAUGCUUUACGUGAUGUGGCAUCCAAUGCUCACAAGAUCAAUAGCAAUACAACGCUACGUUCAAAGCUUCAAGAGUUUGGCUCUAUGACCCAAAUGCAAGACCCUCCACUACUACGGCUUGAGAAUGAGUCUUACCAAAUUUGCUUCACAUUCUUACAGAAUCUUAUUCUGGAUAGGCCUCCAAGUUAUGACGAGGUCCAGGUGGAGUCCUACCUUGUGGACCUUUGCCAGGAGGUCUUGCAGUUUUAUCUUGAAACUGCUGGGUUGGGACAGGUAUCUGAAUCAUCCGUCGGGCAGGCCCAUUGGCAAAUUCCUUUAGGUUCGGGGAAACGGAGAGAAUUGGCUGCACGUGCACCUCUUAUUGUUGCUACUCUCCAGGCUAUCUGUAGUUUGGGAGAGAAUUUAUUUGAGAAGAACUUGGAUCGGUUCUUCCCCCUUCUUGCAAGCUUGAUUAGUUGUGAACAUGGCUCAAAUGAGGUUCAGGUAGCUCUCAGUGAUAUGCUUAGCUCUUCGGUGGGUCCUGUUUUACUCCGAUCUUGUUGAUUUUAGUGAGAUAGGACCCCUUGUUGCAGAUGUAUGAUAAUUGUUAUCCAAGUCUUCUAGUUCCUUUCUUUCUUUUUUCUUUCUUGUUUCCUGAUAAUUGUUUUCGGAAAUAUAGCUUCAUAGUGUAUGAGAGUUAGCCCUGGUUUUGGAUUGGCUAGUGCUUCUGAACGUUCUGUAGUUUAAUCAGAGGUGCGGUUCCUCCAUUUAGAUUUACAGGUGUUUUCACGA
Molecule: messenger RNA, 5807 nt
Organism: Corylus avellana
Lineage: Eukaryota; Viridiplantae; Streptophyta; Magnoliopsida; Fagales; Betulaceae
Gene: EDA10
Product: SEC7-like guanine nucleotide exchange family protein
Biological process (GO): regulation of ARF protein signal transduction
Cellular component (GO): trans-Golgi network; cytosol
Molecular function (GO): guanyl-nucleotide exchange factor activity
Source: RefSeq, a predicted model, not a curated record